AAAUGGGCAAGUUCAUGAAACCCGGGAAAGUGGUGCUCGUCCUGGCUGGACACUACUCGGGACGCAAAGCCGUCAUCGUGAAGAACAUUGAUGACGGCACCUCAGACCGCCCUUACAGCCAUGCCCUGGUGGCUGGAAUUGACCGCUAUCCCCGAAAAGUGACAGCUGACAUGGGCAUCCCCCUGGACAAAACUGUUGUCAACAAGGAUGUCUUUAGGGACCCAGCCCUAAAACGCAAGGCAAGGCGGGAAGCCAAGGUCAAAUUUGAGGAACGAUACAACACAGGGAAGAACAAAUGGUUUUUCCAGAAGCUUCACUUUUAGGUAUAUUUUUGUUUACAUCAUUAAAAGUUUAAAAAACAA
Microtus oregoni (creeping vole) is the source of this 362-nucleotide messenger RNA. RefSeq names its product 60S ribosomal protein L27-like. The record is from RefSeq and is a predicted model, not a curated record. Gene Ontology annotation, biological process: translation. NCBI's taxonomy places the organism in Eukaryota, Metazoa, Chordata, Mammalia, Rodentia, Cricetidae. Gene Ontology annotation, molecular function: structural constituent of ribosome. The transcript has a single exon. Bases 3 to 323 code for a protein of 106 amino acids. Gene Ontology annotation, cellular component: ribosome; cytosolic large ribosomal subunit.